Ochlerotatus camptorhynchus is the source of this 3772-nucleotide messenger RNA. It is a transcript of the gene Syt12, whose product is annotated as Synaptotagmin 12. NCBI's taxonomy places the organism in Eukaryota, Metazoa, Arthropoda, Insecta, Diptera, Culicidae. The transcript is spliced from 8 exons. Gene Ontology annotation, biological process: regulation of calcium ion-dependent exocytosis; cellular response to calcium ion; regulation of dopamine secretion. Bases 602 to 3280 code for a protein of 892 amino acids. Gene Ontology annotation, molecular function: clathrin binding; SNARE binding; calcium-dependent phospholipid binding. Gene Ontology annotation, cellular component: plasma membrane; exocytic vesicle. The record is from RefSeq and is a predicted model, not a curated record.
UUUUCCGAACGAUGGCUGUUGUUUUCUCUUAUACAAAAAAAAGUCGAAGAAAUUCUUACAAAAUCUUCUAAAUUGUAGCUAAAUUUUACACUAGUUUUACGGUAAAUUAGUCAAACGACGCGAACAAGUGGACGGAGCUACGCACAUUUAGACUUGAUUCGGCGUUAGGAAAAAUUGUAUCCAAAAUCAAUCACCAAAAGUUCAGGAUAAGAAGAAAAAAUCCACUUUUCCGCAGUUUGUGUAGUCUAGGUGAUUGUGGGAAAACAAGUGUUUUGAAAAGAGAAAACUUAAUCGCUCUAGGCAAACUUUUGAACCAAUUUUCGUCACUAGAUUGAACGCUUGGGAAAAUUCCGAAAGACAAGCAAAAGCGAAGAAAUCGAUUUGCGGCUUGUUGUUCUUGCCAAGCCAUACCGAUACCGAUAAAGGAGCAGAAAAAAGUCAAGGAUGAAACUUUGCAGAAUUGAUGGCAAACGAGGAAUUUUGGAACGUCGUCGUCGGUUUUGCACUGCUACUGUUGUUGCCCCCCAACCAAGGCGAAUUUAGAUCGGAGAAAAUUGGUGUGCUUUGCUUUGCCUAGGAAUUGGACCCGGAGCCCUCCGCAAUGGAUGCCGUUGUGCUGAUAGCGUGCCUGGCCUUGGUGGGAACGUUGCUGAUUGUGCUGCUGCUGCUGUGUCGGUUGGUUCAACCGUACGACGUUGCCUGGUUUCUGUCCAACCGAGAGGAUAAAAUCAGCCUGUCCAAGAUGCGGCUGUACAAUGCGAACGGAUAUUUGAUGCACUCCGGCUCGGAGAUCUAUCUCGGCUCGACGGGCAGCUUUCAGCGGUUCGAUUCCGUCGACCGUGACUACAAACCCCAGUACGGCCAAGGAUCGGGCCUUACCGUUCCCCCGUGGCGAACCUCGUCUACCGAAGAGGCCGAAAUACCCCCGCAACCGCUACGACCAGCCCCGUCACCCCGGGAACCGAAACUGACACGGGAGAAAAUAAUCCAAAAGCAAACAUCGGAACCCAAACCUGCCACCGGAGCUAUAAUCAUAUCACCAAUUCCACGUCCCGUCCCACGUAAGCAGCACUCGUUCCCGAUAUCUUUCCCACUGCCAGUAAUCAGCUCACCACGAGAAAAGCGCUUCCACAAUGAACCUCACAUAUGCACCAAUCCCUUUCUCAACCAACCGCCUCUGAAGGAGGAAAGCGAUCCUCCGCCACCUUUGCUUCCACCCCCGGCACCACCGGAACAAGCCGCCCCGGAGCCCCCUUUCCUUCAGCGACUCAUCAAAUCCGCAAACAACCCCUUCCUAUCCGACUCGCGCAAAUCCGAAGACGAAUGCAUAUUCAACUUCGAACCUGCAACGGUGCAAUCCGUUUACGCCGAGGAAGAUCCACUACGGCGGAUCGAGAAACGCCUUUCCAAGAUGGAGAAUAUUCGCCGGAUGUCCCGUCUCAUUGAAAGCAACCAGGUUCUGUUGAACAUCUACCAGCAGUUCAACGGUACCGUCGAUCGAUCCCAAGAAAACGAUCCAACACCACCCCCAUCAGCUAGACAACUACCCCCAUCCAGCCGAAUGCCUGGUCCAUCUUCAUCCUCAUCCACCUCUCCACUGAUCUCCCCAAAACUCCUUGACAGUGCAUCACCUCCUCGAAUCUCCCCUACACCUCCAUCAGCUCCCGUCCCAUCUACCAGCCGGACCGAUCACAGCAAGUACCAGGACUCACCUCGGACAGACGUCGCCGACAACAUCAGGAUUCCUACCGUCUCCAAUAGCAUCAAGCACAUCCUGCGGAAUCGGUCCUUCUCCGAGACGGAGUUCAGCGAACGGAAGCUGAUCAAGAGUUUCGCACUGGUAUCCGAGGAGCCCGAUCAGGGCGGAGGAAGCAUCGGCGGCAGUAGCAGUACGACGCCUCCGCCUCUGCUGAAGAAUUCCUCCUACAAGGACCUCAGUCGGUACUACGGAACCGCUCAGCAGACACCAUACGGCGGCCAAUCGGUGCUGCAGAAAACCGUUUCGGAGUCGUUCCUCGAACGGUACUCGCUCGGACGGGGCGAAUAUGAUUCGGAAGCGGGUGGUACCAGCAGUGGUUGUGGAUCGGGGACCGGUGGUGGAGCGUUCAGCAAUCUCAGUUCAGCCGAUCGGCUGCGGUCGGUGAUGCCGUCGGUGUCUAGCGAAUCCGUUGCUUCGCAAUCGUCGGUGAUCUUCACCGACCUCAAACCGAUCCAAGCGAUCACCGGGUACCUUUGCAUUGGACUGCAGUAUGAUAAGUCCAGUACGACAAUCGAAGGCAUGGAACUGCUGGUCACGAUUCAGGAAGCGAAACAGCUGGUCGGUCCACCGGGAGUGGACAUGGAUACGUUCGUGAAGGUGUUUAUCGUACCUGAUGAGAGUAAGGUGCUUCAGACCAAGGUUUUUAAGGAUUCCAACUUCCCUAGCUAUCAGGAGACGUUCACCUUUUGGAUCACUCACAAGAACAUCCGACGGUCGCUUUGGUUCCACGUGUAUCAUACCAGUGCGAAGGAGCAAACUUUAAUCGGUGAAUGCGAAAUGCAGAUCAACGAGAACAUCAACCGACCGAUGACGACGUGGCUUAAGCUGGUGGACUCAAGCCACAAGAAGAGCCAGCUUGGCGAGUUGAUGUUCUCGCUUAGCUAUCUGCCGACGGCCGAGCGACUAACGGUGGUGAUCGUAAAAGCCCGAAACCUUAACCUCAAAAACCGGACCAACCGAACUAGGGGGCAGCAGCUAGUGCAGCAAAACGCUAUCGAUGAUUCCGAACCGGCAGUCGACGAUCUGAUCGAGGUGGACUCCAGCGAGAGUAUUUUCGUGAAGGUGUACCUGUUGAAGAACGAUAAGAAAGUUUCCAAGAAGAAAACUGCCGUUAAGAGAGGCGAGCGAUCGCCGAUCUACAAUGAGGCGAUCAUCUUCAGCGUUCCUCCGUACAUGUUGAAUUCGAUUCAGAUUCGUUUGUCGGUCGUGCAGAUGAUCAAUAGGGAUAGCAGCAGUACCAAUACCAUCAGCAGCAACAACAAUAGCAACAAUCUCAUAAACCUGUAUGACAAUAGUACCAACAGUAGCAGCGGUAGCAGUUUGAAUCGGAAGCCAAGUAUCAAGCUGGUCUCGAUUGGGCACGUAAUUGUGGGAAGUGGAACCACUGGAAAGGGUUUGAGGCACUGGCAUCAGAUGUUGACUACACUGAGGAAGCCGGUGACCAUGUGGCACGCAUUGAAGACAACUUCCGAGCGGAAGCAGAGAAAGCUAUCAGCAGAGCUGGAAAAGGACAGUGCUUAGACAUAUUGAAGCAGGGCAAAGCGAUAGGCGUUACUAUUUAUGAUAAUAAUGGUAAUACAGUAAUAAAUUGAAAAUGUUAUAAUGAGAAACACCUAGCUAAUAAUCAGUUGAAGAUUAACAGAGAAGUAUUAUAAACAACCGUUAGUUAAGUAAACAGAAGUAAAUUUCGUAUAUACCAAAUUUUUCAUCGUCGCCAAAGGUAAUAUAUACAUUGAAUUAAACUCACAUUACUAUACGAUUUCCGCAAACUGGCGGAAAAUUAGGGAAAAUCAUACUUCAAAACUAUUCUAAGUAAACAAUACCACAAAAAAACAACAACCAUAAAACACACACAAGCAAACCAAUGACAACUAUUCUAACAAAACUGUUGACUUUAUUCUACCGAAACGGAAUUAACUUUCACAGCAACUAUCAUUAAACAUUCAAUCGAACAAAAAAUCACAUCACAAGUAUUAUACCGUUUUUCUUAAGGAUUUGAUAUAAUAAAGUACU